Messenger RNA from Paraglomus occultum, 348 nucleotides. The record is from the annotation of a GenBank genome assembly. NCBI's taxonomy places the organism in Eukaryota, Fungi, Glomeromycota, Glomeromycetes, Paraglomerales, Paraglomeraceae.
AUGGACAAUACAAGCCGUAAGCUGCUAUUAGAUGAACGAAAAUGGAAUAUUUUAUUGAUUUCAAAUUCCCUAGCUGCUCUUUUUCUUCUUCUGCUACGAGUGAAUACUCGUGCUCAUAUGUCCGCAUACCAAACACUAUUUGGUAUAUGCUCAAAACAUGCUGACCCUGGAUAUGGCGUAAGAACGCUGGUGCCCGACUCUUUGAUGGGUCACGCUCUAUCAACAAGUGAAACACUUGCAAAACAGACUAUCCUAAAAAGCGCAGAAUUCGAAUGCAGCACGCAAGGUUCGGCAACGCCCUCGUCAGGAAAGGAAAGGGCUGAAGGGGGAAAAGGGUAUCGUGAAUGA